Messenger RNA from Anguilla anguilla (European eel), 916 nucleotides. RefSeq names its product coactosin-like protein. The coding region runs from base 349 to 777 and encodes 142 amino acids. Lineage: Eukaryota; Metazoa; Chordata; Actinopteri; Anguilliformes; Anguillidae. Gene Ontology annotation, biological process: regulation of actin filament polymerization. Gene Ontology annotation, cellular component: plasma membrane; actin filament; site of polarized growth. The transcript has 4 exons. The record is from RefSeq and is a predicted model, not a curated record. Gene Ontology annotation, molecular function: actin filament binding.
UCCUCUUUAUCCCCUGGCUGACCGUUAGGAGGUGAAAUCUGCGUCUCGCGGGGCCCCGUUUCGGCUCGUUCGGCAACCUGAUCACCAACGCCCAAAAAGCUGAGUGUAGGAAAUGAACAGAGCUGUGAGAAGAUCCGCUUUUUCUGCUCGCUGAGAAAAGAGCUAGCUCCCUGCUCCGCGCCGCCUCAUAGCGCAUCUCCCCCGCCCCGCACUGCACAACUCGCUCACCUCCUAACUGGAUUUGGGACCGUCCGUUCUCAUACCUUGGACGGUUGGUUAUUUCACCUCGCCCAUUUACUCAUAGUCUUCUUUCUACGUUUACCUCUCCAUUGAAACCUCUACGGGAAAAUGGCAACUGAAAUCGACAAGGAAGCAUGCAGGGAAGCGUACAACCUCGUCAGAGACGACAAUACAGAUAUAAGCUGGGUUUCCUUUAAGUAUGACGGAUCCAAGAUUGUACCUGGGGGACAGGGGACCGAGUAUGAGGAGUUUAAGCAACAGUGCACAGAUGACGCGCGUCUCUUCGGGUUCGUGCGGAUCACGACGGGCGACGCCAUGAGCAAGCGGGCCAAGUUCACGCUCAUCACCUGGAUCGGGGAGAACGUGAGCGGGCUGCAGCGCGCCAAGAUCAGCACCGACAAGACCCUGGUGAAGGACAUCGUACAGAACUUUGCGAAGGAGUUCAUGGUCAGUGACCUGCGUGAGCUGGAUGAGGACUACAUCCGCGAUGAGCUGAAGAAGGCGGGCGGGGCCAACUAUGACGCCCAGGCGGAGUGAGGGGGCGGGGCAUCAGUCUGUCCACUGUCUAGAUAUGGGGGAGACAGGCCCACAAGACACAUUGGUACUUGCUCACACACACGCACACACGCACACGCAAAGAUGCAUACACACACACACACACACACACACACACACA